UGGCGGGAAUAUCUGUGGAAAACGUAGGAUGGAAUUAAAAUGUUUUGGUUUAAUGGGAACAAUUUUGUAGCUGUAGUGUAGUACUCAUUUGUUGCUUGUUCAUUAAUUUCCUUUCCAAUAGCUGAACUAGAGGUUCGAAAAAUGGGUAUACAAGGACUAAUUCCUUUCUUAGAAAAAGCAAGUCGGCAAGUAAAUAUAAAGGAGUUUGCAGGAUGUAGUGUAGCUGUAGAUGCAUACUGUUGGUUGCACAAAGGAGCAUUUAGCUGUGCAGAUAAACUGGCGAGAGGUGAACCAACUAAUGCGUAUGUUCUCUACUGCAUGAAGUUUGUAAACAUGCUUCUGGCUGCGAACGUGACCCCUAUCAUGGUGUUUGACGGCCGUCACCUGCCAGCAAAGGCUUCUACGGAGAAGAAACGCAGAGAGUCGCGGGAGGCGUCCCGGAAGCGGGCCGCGGAGCUGCUGCGCGCGGGCAAGACGGAGGAGGCCCGCAGCUUCCUGCGCCGGUGCGUGGACAUCACCCACGACAUGGCGCUGGCCCUCAUGAGGGAGUGCCGGCGCGCGGGCGUGGACUGCAUCGUGGCGCCGUACGAGGCGGACGCCCAGCUCGCGUACCUCAACCUGCGCGGCACGGUCCAGCUCGUCGUCACCGAGGACUCCGACCUCGUGCUGUUCGGCUGCUCGCGGAUACUGUUCAAGAUGGACCUGAACGGCAACGGGCUGCUGGUGGAGCGGGAGCGGCUGUUCCUGGCCAUGCGGGUGCGGCCGGAGGCGUUCAGCUUCGACCAGUUCCGACACAUGUGCGUGCUGUCGGGCUGCGACUACCUCGCCUCGUUGCCGGGCAUCGGCCUCUCCAAGGCCCGCAAGUUCGUGACCCGGACCGCGGAGACCGACAUGCACAAGGCGCUGGUGAAGCUGCCCAGCUACCUGAACAUGCGCCAGCUGGCGGUGACGCAGCAGUACCGCGACGACUUCGUGCGCGCGGUGGAGACGUUCCGCUACCAGCUGGUGUUCGACCCGGCGUCGCGCCGCCUGGCGCCCCUGACGGAGCCGCCCGACUCGUACCGGCGCCACCCCUCGGCCGGCGAGCCGCUGCCCGGCGACGUGGCGCUCCAGCUGGCGCUGGGGAACCUCGACCCCUUCACGCUGCGCCGAGUGGACCACUUCGACCCGGACGCCGCAACGGUUGCCUGGGGGAAGCGACCGCGUCCCAGCAUCUGGUCCCGGGACUACCGGCCCCAGGCGCCGGUGGCCGCCAGACCCGACCCCGCGGCAGUCGACAGGCCGACCACCCGGGGGAAGGUGGUCGCGUUGCGUCUGAGACGGCGCUCGGAGCAGGACGAGACCCGUGCAGAGAGUGCCGUGAGCGACGUGGACCUGACGGCCAUGUACGGCGAAGGGCGCGCGGCGGAGACGGAGCGGCGGUCCCCAAAGAGGGCUCAGGAGGAGGUGGGGGACGAGGCCCCCGCCACGCCCGAGAGGGCAGAGCCCCCCUGCAAACAGCCUCGGUCCUCGCCCCGCUCCCCGGUGCUCGGGGGCCGGGCGUGCCGGAACCCCUUCGCGGUGCCGGGGGCCCCCGGGCCGGACGUCUCGCCCGGUCUCCCGGUGGGCUCCAGGUUCGGGGCGCUCGGCAAGUUCUCCCACGCGCAGAGCGGCGUCGUGGUGUGCAGCAGGUACUUUGUGACUGAAGGCGAGAGUUCGAGCCCUUGCGAAGUGGCGGACCGCGGCGAGACGAAGAUGACCGAGGAUCCCGGAGCCAGGCACCAGCGCGGCGGCACGGGCUGCCUGAGAGACGUGUCCAACGUGAUUGGUCGCGACGGCGAGGCAGACUCGCCCCUGCUCAAGCCGCCAUCGCCUGCUCCGAGCGCGGAAGCCAGCGAGAACCACCCGUCUCCCGUCGAACCGAGCGCGUCCUUGCAGCUUGAACCUCAACUCUCGCCAGGAAAGACGCAUACGUCCCCGAGCAAGCCGGGGACCUCGUUCAGGUGGGGCGAGCUGCGGAGCAGGUUCAGCUUCGAGGGGGGCCGCGGCCUGCCCUCGUCGCCGUCCGUCGGCCGGGCCUUCAGGGUCCCUCGCCGGGACGGGGGGCCCUCGUCGUCGCAGGGGGGCCUCUCCCAGGGGAGCGACGACGGCCUGUCCGGGACCAGCUCCUCUUCCGCGGACAGCGGCUUCGCGACGGACUCGCCCGCCAGCCAGGAGGAUAGAGCUGCCGACGACGUCUCCCGGCGUGGUGGCAAGACAGAGGCGUGCCGAACGCCGGGUCUCAAGAAACCGGCCAAACAGCAGAGCCUUCUGAACCUGUUCGGCUUCCGUAAGAAAGUAUCCGUGUAGCUGAGGAACACGAGCUGAACUUCCCAGAAGACGCAGUUUCUAGCGAAGAGAAUAUCAAUGGCCUUGAUAUGUAUAACCGACUGACUGUGGUCUCUAGCAAGCUGCAAGCUGUGUUUUUUUUUUCCAUUGGUAGGACAAGUAGCUGAUUUUGUAUUGCCAAUGAAACUGAAUUUUUUACCCAUUUGUGGGUGAAUUUUGUCAUGUGUACAAGUCAAAGUAGCAGCGGCAGAGAACAUAACCGACUUAAUGUGUCGCUGCACGAGACAAGCUUAAGGACAGGGUAGUGUGGCUGUAACUGCUUAAAGCUUGGAAACCGUCACUUAAGCCAGGAAAAAACUUCAAAGUUAACCUUUUAACUGUUACAUAGUCAAACAAAAACCAACUUAAUACUUUAAUUCUUUGAAGCAGCCAGUCCAGUGGUGGAUUCAGGAAUUUAAUUUAGAAGGGGAUUUAAAAAAAAAUUUUGUAAAAAAAAUUGUUGUCUGUAAAGUCGGUUUACGGACGAUAGUUUAACGUGACGUCAUAACAAAACAUUGA
Messenger RNA from Bacillus rossius redtenbacheri, 2865 nucleotides. It is a transcript of the gene tos, whose product is annotated as exonuclease 1. The record is from RefSeq and is a predicted model, not a curated record. Gene Ontology annotation, biological process: mismatch repair; DNA recombination. The coding region runs from base 142 to 2328 and encodes 728 amino acids. NCBI's taxonomy places the organism in Eukaryota, Metazoa, Arthropoda, Insecta, Phasmatodea, Bacillidae. The transcript has 11 exons. Gene Ontology annotation, molecular function: 5'-3' DNA exonuclease activity; 5'-flap endonuclease activity; metal ion binding. Gene Ontology annotation, cellular component: nucleus.